This is a messenger RNA of Emericellopsis atlantica, 1165 nucleotides long. RefSeq lists its product as uncharacterized. The record is from RefSeq and is a predicted model, not a curated record. The transcript is spliced from 3 exons. NCBI's taxonomy places the organism in Eukaryota, Fungi, Ascomycota, Sordariomycetes, Hypocreales, Bionectriaceae. The coding region runs from base 271 to 1080 and encodes 269 amino acids.
GUUGAAAUAAGAGAGACUGUCUCCCGCUCAUGCUCAACCAGUCUGCUUCAUCCUCAUCCAACUCUUUGUGAAGCUUGACGGUUGUUUCCUUUUCCUUUCUUUCACUUCCCUCUUGUGUUUUCUGAUAAUACCCCUUCAGUUCUCUUCAUAAGGCCGGCCUUAUUGUGAACCUGUCGCUACCUUGUCUUCUGUUGCAUCAGCUCGAUCUCUGGUAGAUCCAACAUCUUUCCUUUUCACAGCCGCCCCUUCACACAUCAGCCAAGCGCCAAGAUGUUCUUCCGCUCGUUCGCAUUUGCAGCUGCUCUGCUCAGCAUGGCGCAAGCUGUGGAUGUACAGGUCGUCUACGUGGGCCAGAACCCCGCGAACAAUGUGACGGGUCUCAAGUACUGGCCCGAGAACAUCAAAGCAGAGCCCGGGUCCAUGGUCCAGUUCCAGUUCUGGACGGGCAACCACACCAUCACACAGUCUUCCUUUGACAAGCCUUGCACGCCUUGGACGCCGGCUGCGAACGAAUCUACCACCCAGCAGGUAGCCGUCAAGAGCGGCUUCCAGCCUGUGGAUGCGAGCUGGAUGGAUGGAAACAUCCCGACGUACACAGUCAUGAUCAACGACACAAAGCCAUUGUGGUUCUACUGUGGGCAGGGCGCUCAUUGCCAGAGCGGCAUGUCCAUGGUGAUCAACGAGAAAGCGGAGAGCGGCAAGACCCUGGCAAAGUACAAGCAGGCAGCAUCAACUGUCAGCAGCGGCGACGGCGGAUACGGUGGUUCGGGAGGUGGCAACUCCAGCGAUGGAUCCAAUGGGGGCAGCUCAGGAGGCGACUCUGGCAGCGGCUCCGGCUCUGGUUCUGGUUCUGGUUCUGGUUCUGGUUCCGAUUCUGGCUCUGGCUCUGGCAGUGGCUCUGGCGACAGCUCUGGCGAUGGUUCAGGCAGCGGAUCUGGCGACGGCACCGACGGCGGAAACACACCUGGUAACAUUCCCGGCGACGCUGAUCAAGUUGGCAACCCGAGUGCAGCCGCCACGGCAUGGGCAUGGACCACUUCGAUGCUGCUGGUGGUCGGCGCUGCUGCAGCACUGAUCUAGAGAUUACCAGUUUGUACGCCAACCAUAUAAUCAGUUGGGGCGAUCUCCUUGUCAGAUUUGGGAGGAGUUGGAUAAUAAACAGGCC